AUGGUGUCCGCUCUUCGGCUGUCCCCAAGUCCCCGCAUCCCCCACGGCCGCUGUGGGGCCUCCCGCCGGCCUGUGUGCUGCCGGCGAGGAGCUGGUGGUAUCCGCUCGCGUGGUAAGGAGGCCGAGGGCGACGACGAGGGGGGAAGCCGAUCCGAGAAUGCUGUGCUGAAGGCAGCGUGGUAUGGGUCGGAGAUGCUUGGGAUUGCGGCGUCGUUUUUCCGCCCAUCUUCCGAGAAGCUGCGGGAGCGGGAGGAGAAGCCGCUCGUUGGGGAGGGAGAAUUGGGGCUUCCGGGGAGGGAGCGGGUCGUUGAGUCGAUUAAAGAGGACUUCCAGCGUUCGUACUUCGUCACAGGUACGAGGGAUUGGAUUACGGUUAAUCUCCGCUGGGGAUUUCCGUGUCAGGCGCUCUCGCUCUGCAAUUUCUCAACAUAUUUUUUCUUUCUGCUCACUCGGACAAAACCAGUAUGCUCGUAGCUCGUUACCCAAGUCGGCUGCCAUCAGCUCCGCUCGGCAUCUUGUUCCUGUUUCCUGUCUUAUCGACGGCCGAGCUAUGAUGCCUUGAGAAUUUUAGUUUCUACAGCACUUUAUUGCCAAAGUUACCCUGCAGUUUUACUCUCUCUUACAGGGUCGGCCCCACGGUGAGACGUCUCUCUCUUACAGGGUCGGCCAGGAAAUAGUAGAAAGAUUUCUAUCUGGAAGAAACGGUAGAAAGAUUUCUAUAUCUGAAUUGGACCACACCCAUCUGAAGCGGGUGGACCUGGGGUAGAUGAUUUCUGUAUAUAUUCCACAUGUCAUACUAAUUGAAUAUAUGGUGAUGAGCGUCUUUCCCCUCGUCUGCCCACCUUAGAAGGUGAUCUAGUCGUCAAUCAAGAAAUCUUCUUCUAGCUGUUGAACUUGAUCCCGAAUCUUCUUAUGCUGAUGUAAAGAAAAAAAAACUGGGAAACUAUGCCAGGGAGUAUCCUUGUUCUACACGUGAUAGUUUUCUGAUUGUUGGGCAGAUAAUAAAUUUUGAUCUUUUUCCAAUUUUCGCAUUUUGGAAACUCCGGAAAAUUUUGGAAGAAAUUGGGCAUCGACUCUUUUCUGUGACAGUUCUAGUGGCAGUACGCGAUUGAAAUAUCAGUAUGUGAAAAGAAAAAUCAUUAAUUUUAAAGUGUGCUUAUUUUUUCCCACUUUUUUCUCCUCUCAAUUUUAUGUCUUUUUGUUUUUUUCUGAUCAAUAAUCUUUGUUUUUCCCAGGUGACUUGACUCUGAAUGCUUACGAGGAGGACUGCGAAUUUGCUGAUCCAGCUGGUUCAUUCAAAGGCCUUAAUCGUUUUCAAAGAAAUUGCUCAAACUUUGGGUCACUGCUCGUGAAGUCAAACAUGAAACUCACGAAGUGGGAGGAUUUUGAGGCAAGCGGCUCACUAAAUUCAUGACCCUGAUUCUUUUCAACCCAAAUACUUCCGAAGAACUACUCUUCUGUACUGAUGUAGAGUCGUAACGUGAUCAGGACAAAGGGAUUGGGCAUUGGCGCUUCAGCUGUAUCAUGGUAUUCCCUUGGAGACCCAUUCUUUCAGGUAUUCUACCAUUGGAAUAUUCCAAAAAUAUCAAUAUAUGUAUAUAUAUUGCAGUUUUCCUCUUUUAGAAUGAUCUGGCAGGCGUCUCUCCGAUUUCUUCUCAACCAGGGAAAAAUAGAUUUCUCUCAUGGCAUCCGUUCUGGUUGCCCAAUGAUGGAUGAAAUAAGUAAUACUAAAUAUUAUCAGUGUCUCACGAGAUUGCUGUAUCUUUUCUUAUUUUUUCUCCAGCCACCGGCUACACGGAAUAUUAUUUUGAUGUUGAUUCCGGGAAGGUUUGUAGGUAAACCCCCAUUACCCUGAAGAAGCUUCUUCUUCUUCUUCUUUGGAUGAAUUCGUGAGAAGGCCGCUCGUCCCUUUCAGGCACGUCGAACACUGGAACGUGCCCAAGAUGGCUCUUUUGCGGCAGAUAUUCAGGCCCUCCAGGUGGGUCUGGUUUGAAGGCAGAGCUUCCUGA
Spirodela intermedia is the source of this 2009-nucleotide messenger RNA. Lineage: Eukaryota; Viridiplantae; Streptophyta; Magnoliopsida; Alismatales; Araceae. The record is from the annotation of a GenBank genome assembly.